UUAAAACAAUUUAUCGUUUCUUUCCUAUUUAUUUCUAUUAACCAAUCAAAAGUUAACUGAUAAAAUUGAUUAGCCGAAAACGACAUAUCUAUUCUACUCGUUUAAUGAUUGGUUAAAUAAAGUAACAAGUUAUAAUUGGAAGCAAAAAGAAAAACCUCUCAGGGGAAGGCACAUGAAAUAAACAAGAAAUUGGUAAGAAAAGUUUAACAGAGAUUCUGAAAAAAAAAUUGACAAAUAUUUACUGGUAGAAAAAUUAACCUAUCUGUUGAAUUACAGAUAUAACAUUAUGAAAUGAUCAUGGGGGAUAACAUACAUAGAUGCAUGAAUAUAGAUUUACUUAACCAAAUAGUCAAAUACAUAUACACAAAUAAAGAAGUAAUAUUUGUGACUCAUUAGUUUAUCAGUCAAUUAUCAUUCAGAGUAUUAUAUUUCACUAGUCAUUAUUUUUUAUUAUAAUCAACAUUAUUAAUUCAUUAUAUCAUAUGUAAUAAUAAUAAUAAUAAUAAUAAUUAUUAUUAUUAUUACUAUUACUGUUAUUGACAUUAUUAUUACUACUACGACUACUGCUACUACUACUGUCGUCAUUAUCAUUAGUCUAAUCAAAAAUUUAUUACUUUAUACACUGAAAUAAAUCAUUUCAUAAAAUUCUCAUCAAUCAUCCAUUCAACAAAUCUAUUCCGAUAAUUGAAGGAAGAAAGGACAUCCACAAAGCAUCUGACAAUCGGUUGAUUCUGAAAAAAAACAUUUCAAUGUCAUAAUAAUAAUUUACACAUAUUUUUGGAUCUAUUUUGAAUACAUUACCUAAUGAAUACUGUUUACUUCAUUAUGUAUACAUAUGCAUUUGUAAAACACUUCAGCUGAAUACUAAAGAAGUUCAUUAUUCCUAGAGUUGAAGUACUAAUUAUUCUUUGUAAAUAACUUCACUAUAUCACAUCAAAUUCAUUAUUACAAUUUCAAUCAUCUUCUUUAUUGAUAUAAGUGUCAUUAGUUUCAUUAAUAUUUUUUAUUCAAUAAUCGGAAAGAGAAUAAAAACAAAUUCAUUAUGUUUCCAAUGGAUAAUCGUCUUGGUCUUAAUUCUGCAUUUGAUAAUCUAUUUCCACGUUCAUUAAGUUCUUGUAUAACUAAUCCAUCACAUGUAGAUACAUUUCGAUCUGAAUGGAAUAGUAAUAAUAAUAAUAUUAGUAAUACUUUAACUCAAAAUACACUACCUAAUAAUAAUAAUGGUAAUAAUCUGCAACUUACUAAUAAUCCACAAUUACAUUCGAAUACACAAUUGAAUUUACGUCAACCUUCGUUAUCUACUUGUAAUAAUGAAUUCUCAAAUCCUACAAUCUCAGUAUCAUCGUCAAGAGCAAAUGUUUUAGCUGCAGCAUUUUUUGCUAAUUCUCUUACAGAUACAAAUCAAACUAAUUCACAAAUUUAUCAAAAUCCUGGAUUUUCGAAUACUUUUACUGGAUCAAUGAAUAUUACUAGUUCUAAUAAAAGUAAUAAUAUACAUAAUAUUAACAGUAAUGAUAAUCAUAAUAAUGAUAACAAUGUUUAUAAUAUGAAAAUGAAUAGUUUUCGAUCACGUUCAGAAUUUGACCAUUUCGAUAUUGGGUCAAAUACUUCUCAUCCCAUUGACUUGUUUACUAAUUCUACCCAUUUUCCUUUACCUGGUACGAAUAUGAGUAAUAAUACAACAAUAAGUAAUACUAUUAAUAGCAGCAAUAAUCAACUUGGUCCUAGUAAUUCAUUACACUUAAUUUCCUCGGCUCACAAUAAUAAUAAUGCCAACGUAGAAUCACCUUACAAUAAAUCAAAUCAACCAUGUGAAAUGGGUGCAUUUCAUCCACUGGUUUCAAAUUAUUCACCGAUUAAUUUGUUGAAUUCAUCAAUACGAUAUCCUUUACGACAUUCUACUUCAGAUAUUACAAAUGCUGGAAGUCAACGUAUUGAUACAUCAAAUCCAUUUUUAGAUUUUCAUAAUCCUAAUUCUACAUCACUUACUAAUACAUCUAUGGUAAAUUCAGAAAUAAAUAACACCGUUAAUUCGUUAGAUAAUCAAACAAUUGAUUCACAUUUCAAAUCUAAUUACAAACAUUUUACAAACAAAACGGCAGCUGCUGCAGUAGCAAUGGAAACUGCUUCUGUCAGUGGUAUGAAUAUUACUGGUUACAAUAAUGCUAGUCUUAAUAUAACAUCACCUGAAAUGAUACGACAUAUGGGACAGAAUAUGACAGUUACAUCAUCAAAUAAUGCAGCAGUUGCUGUGGCCGCGAUUGCUGCCGCCGCAGCUGCUACAAAUUAUAUGGUGGCUAAUACUGGAAUGUCUAAUUUUGGUGUUUCUUCACAUUUAAAUUUAAGUGGACAUAGCAGAGAAUCCGGCAUAGAUGGUAGUGAUAUGAUAUCACCAUCAUCAACACCGUGCGAAAGGCUGAAUAAACAAAAUAAUAAUAAUCAUCAAAUGGAGAAUAGUGUAAAUAUAGGAAAUCAUCUAAACAGCAGUGGUAGUAAUAAUAGUGUUAGAUCGUCAUUAUCUCCAACACAUAUAUGGCCGUGGAUGACUGUCGUGGGACCAAACUCAGUUCAGCGGCGUCGUGGUCGUCAAACGUACAGUCGGUAUCAAACGUUAGAAUUAGAAAAAGAGUUUCAGUACAGUCACUAUUUAACACGAAGAAGACGAAUCGAAAUAGCUCAUAAUCUCUGUUUAACUGAGCGACAAAUCAAAAUUUGGUUUCAGAAUAGAAGAAUGAAAUUGAAAAAGGAACGCCAACAAAUAAAGGAAUUAAAUGACGAAACAACUCGUCAAACAACUGUAGAUCCAGUGCACCAUAGCCGACGUCAAAUGGGCUCAUCACAUCAGUACUUCGAAAUGAUGAAUUCUAACAACAAUAACAGUUAUUAUUCAACAACUUCUAAUCCAAGCAUUCUUGAUUCAAAAGACAACUGUCAACUUGACUGUAAACCAUUAUCGUUACAUAAGAAAUCAGGUUUGAUCCCAAAGUUACUGAGUAACAAUAUACAAUCAGAUCCGAUCAUUACAGGUGGAUUUUUACCAUCAGCUAAUAGGGGUCUACAAUCAACAGUAAGCUACCCUGGAAGUCAAGGUGGACUUGGUCAGGGGGACUCUGAGGAUUGUGAACCAAUGGAUAGUGAAGAUGAUGAUGAGGAAGAUGAUUUUUGUGAGUCAGAGGACUUUCAAGGACCUAAAGUUCCCAAACUUGCACAUGAAUAUAAUAAUCCUCAUCUAAUGAGAACAAACAUUCUGCGCGACAAAUGAUAUCCAUAGAAACUUAAGCUUUUGUGUUUAGAAGAAAAAGCCAUGAAUACUAUCGAAAACAAGAACAAAUUAGCACACAUGACAUUAUUUUGUUUUGUCUGUAUGAACUUGAACUCUAGUUUUCCUAAUUUUUAUUCUCCCUCUCCAAUUCGUGUUUUAAGUUAAAAUAAACUGCUGUCAGUAAUCCGUGAAACCUGUACCAGCACUUUUACUGCUGGUGCAUAAAACAUAUAAAGGAUUAAAAUGCCAACAUAAUUCCACAACAUUUAAAAACUAUGUUCUACCUGUGUAGUAUCAUGUACCAAAGACCUUUACCAAUUUUCUUAAUUAUGAAACACUACUUUUUAAAUUAAGUAGUAUGAAUAUAAAAGUGUUUUUUAUUUUGACAAAUAAAUUGUAGGACUCAAA
Molecule: messenger RNA, 3670 nt
Organism: Schistosoma rodhaini
Lineage: Eukaryota; Metazoa; Platyhelminthes; Trematoda; Strigeidida; Schistosomatidae
Source: the annotation of a GenBank genome assembly